AUGGCGACUUCACAACCGCCUGCCAGGAACAAACCUGCGGCGAAGAAGCGCCUGACGAAGCACUAUGUGAUGACGGAGGUUUUCCCCGAAGUGGUGCCACGUUCUCGGUUACAUCUAGACCUCGCAUGUGGCGUGUGUCUCGGGGAAUUCCAAGAUGACCAUUGCUCAGAAGGGCAUCACACUAGCCAUGACACAACUGCCACGAAACCCUCGCCGAGUGAAGUUCUCAUCGAGAUUUCGGAGAGUCCUGUUGAAGAACUCUCUCUCGGCGAUCCUUCGUCUUCCCGUUAUCCAUCCUCCUCCUCAACGUCUCUUCGCCCCGAGCGAAAUCCGUCUCGGUUGCCACCACCUGCUCGUUCUUCACGCGGCUUACUGUCAUAUUCCCCGCCGUCUCUUCUGCCUCUCGGCUUGAUCUCCGGCUGCACUCACGUUUUUCACCAUUUCUGCAUCGAAAAAUGGGGUUGCACGAGGGAGAAUUCUUGCCCCCAGUGCAAGUCCAGGUUCUCCUGGUUGGCGCGCUAUUCACGAACAGGCGAGCGACAGACUCUAGUACCAGUUCGGAAACGGGAUCAAAAGAAUACGCAGCUAGAGGAGGAUAGUUCUGACGACCUUAUCGCCCUUGUCGAAAAUGUUUAUGGAUCUGGGAAGUGCCCCGCUUGCGGUCAGAACGUCCACAAUGACGACAACAUCCUCGUGUGUGAGGACCAGUUCUGCGGUGAGCGGUACCAUCGCGCGUGCUGCAUCCUUUUUCCGUCUCGCGUGGACCACAGCGGGCCGUGGAUCUGUCCACUCUGUCGGGAGUCCGGUCGCCCCUGUAUAGAUGAAGAGGGCAGGCGGAUUCCGCGGCAUCAGAUCAUGGAAAAUGGAUUCGUGGACUCGAGACGGAGGCUGCGACGAAGGCCACAGAGAAGGCAAGGCAGGUCGAGUGUGUCGAGCCGCCGAGAGCGGCGAAGUCGCUCGGCCACGUCAAGGCGGGCGCUGUCCCUGAGGGAGCUCAGCGAGAGCGAUUUUCCAGACGGGCCCACCAGCGACCGCGCGAACGUGCGAGAGUUGGAGGAGACCCAAUCUUUGCAAUCGCGGCGCGAUGACACUCGUGCUAACAACAGGGUGGUCACUGCUCAGACUUUGGGAGGCGACGAGAAACCGCCUCUGACGGACCGCAGCGAUGCUGCGGCUGCCGCGGCAGGACAGGAAACGACAGGUGAGAAAGUCACAACCGGGGGGAACAAGGACAACGCAAGAUUUGGUGAAGGCGUAGGUACAGCACUAUACCAGAGGGGUGGAGCACCUGUGUCCUACCGAUCAGGAUCUGCCUCGGAGGACGGCGGUAGAAGGGCUACUCGGAAGAGCAAUCGCGAUGGGGAACCCGCUCAAGGGCCCCAGAAGGCGGGGACGCCACAGGGAGACGAUACAUCAGUCCACUGGCUCGAGGACAUUCUCAACUGGGGCGACUCUAUUCAACAGAGAGCUUUAACGCUGGAGAAGCACUUAACCAGACUGGUGGAAAUGGGCUGGGAGUAUUCCCGGUGUCCAGGUCCGAGCGACUGUCUGAACACGACUGUGGGUCAGCCAGCUACCUUGGCACCAAGUUCGCCGAAUGAGGACAGGGACGAAGAAGCGGUGAGGAAAGAAUCCGUGUCUGGCUGCGGCGUCGCAACAGGGUCUCCGGAGCCGGUUCCUGGGCUGCCCUGGCGUCCUCCGCCCCGCCGGCGGAUCCCGAUCAAUACGGAAAUGCUUACUUGUGGCGCAUUUCGACCUAAACGUCAGAUUCAUUUUCCUGGUCCCUCGUCAGUUCUGCUCGCGCGACGCAGGCAAUUUUCUUCUGUUUCUAAUCGACGCAGUGGUGUGCCACGCCAGGCGGCCCCGUGCCACAGACGUGUCUCCAGCAGACCAGAAACUGCGGCAGGCUCCCGUUUUGUUGAGUAUCGGGACUGUGAUCAUAAUCAGUACACACCAAACUGUCAAUCUGUUUUCUUCGAAGACACGCGGUCAAAGUCAGGUAUUUCAGCGGAUUCGAGUGAAGUUUCUGUGGCCGGACGCACUUUCACAGAUAAGGCGCUGGACGCCAAGUCCGGGACUUGCAACGGUUCUAGGUCCACACUGUCAGCUACCCCGGCUUCAGCGCUGUCCGGUGUCGCCUUCGCCCGCCCUGGUGCGUACCCUUCCUCUUUGGCUGCUGCAGCCUCUAGAGAUUCUUCACCAAUCUGUUCUUCGAAUGCGUCUGUGUCUUCUUCCUCUGCUCCGUUGAAGGGCGUGUCUGCAUCUCGUAAUCCCCCUCCGUUUGUCGGCAUCGCCAAAGGGGACUGUAGCAGAAAUGUAGCUGCCGUCGGCGGGAACGAUGCACCCGCGCCUGGUCGUAGCAAAGACCCGGAUUAUGCUGAGGGCAUUUUACUUCGCAAGCAAAGGAGGAACAAAGUGGACGUCGCCUCGCAUCAUUCGGAAGAUGGACGAGAAGGCUUUCCUGCCACAUCAGAAGGCAAAGAUGGCUUCUCUCAUGCGGGUCACCUCAUUGGUGGCAGAGAGGCAUAUCGUGUCCAUCACUCGCUUCAGAGGAGCCAGGGAGAUUCCGACGCAGUGGUCCACCACAAUACUUCCGCCCGCGUUGACCGUCCAGGUGAGACUUUGUUGGCGCUCGGAGGAAAUUCUGGUCAUGAAGUGUCUUUCAGGACUCCUCACGCACCUUGUACUCCGGCGUAA
This is a messenger RNA of Neospora caninum, 2697 nucleotides long. RefSeq names its product putative PHD-zinc finger (C3HC4 type) protein. NCBI's taxonomy places the organism in Eukaryota, Apicomplexa, Conoidasida, Eucoccidiorida, Sarcocystidae. The coding region runs from base 1 to 2697 and encodes 898 amino acids. The transcript has 3 exons. The record is from RefSeq and is a predicted model, not a curated record.